AGCAUAUUAGAUGAUGGAAAUUCCUCUGUGAAAAUAGAAAUAAAUGUUCUCAUUGAAAAUUCUUUACUUGAAAAUAUUAAAGGUCGAUGGGAAAAUGUGCUAUGGAUGCAUGAUUUGUUGCGCCAAUUGGGUAGGGCAAUCAUACGUGAUGAAGAUAAAGAACCCGGUAAUCGUAGUAGGUUGUGCGAUGCUAUGGAAGUCUGCGAGGUAUUGGAAAAUAGUACAGGAACCAAAGCAGUUGAAGUCAUAUCUUUGAACAUAUUUGAAAUUAAAACAAAUGUGAAAGUGCGUCAUGGAGCCUUCUCAAAUAUGCACAACGUACGAAUUCUCAAAAUUUAUUAUUUUGAUGACAUUCGUCCAAAUGAGUUUCUCCAAGUUUGUGACAACAAUAUUGGUGGCAAUAAGUUCAAACUGUUCGUUCCUCAAGAUCUUGAUUCUUAUCUUUCUAAUAAGCUAAGGUAUUUUCAAUGGGACUUAUACCCUUUAAAAUGGUUGCCAUCAAACUUUAUUCCUGAGAAUCUUGUUGAACUUGUACUUCGUGGCAGCCGUGUUGAAAAGCUCUGGAAUAAUCAUAGAGUUGUGGUAUGCUUAAUUUACUUAUAUUAUAAUAGAUGUUAAUAUACAUGCAUAUAUGUACUAAUGAUUAACCCCUUUUCCAUGAUAUUGUUACAGUCUCUUCCGGUGUUAAGAAGGAUGGAUCUUAGUUAUUCUAAGUUCCUUACUCAACUCCCAGAUCUCUCGCAGUCUCCAAAUCUGGAAAGUAUAAAUCUUGCAGGCUGUACAAGCUUGGUUCAAGUUCUUUCAGCUCUUCAAAAUCUU
This is a messenger RNA of Ziziphus jujuba (common jujube), 819 nucleotides long. RefSeq names its product disease resistance protein RPS6-like. The record is from RefSeq and is a predicted model, not a curated record. Gene Ontology annotation, biological process: defense response. The transcript has 2 exons. Bases 106 to 618 code for a protein of 170 amino acids. NCBI's taxonomy places the organism in Eukaryota, Viridiplantae, Streptophyta, Magnoliopsida, Rosales, Rhamnaceae.